Messenger RNA from Corythoichthys intestinalis (scribbled pipefish), 7266 nucleotides. Its product is annotated as neuronal acetylcholine receptor subunit alpha-10-like. Gene Ontology annotation, cellular component: neuron projection; synapse; plasma membrane. The transcript is spliced from 6 exons. The record is from RefSeq and is a predicted model, not a curated record. Gene Ontology annotation, biological process: nervous system process; signal transduction; regulation of membrane potential. The coding region runs from base 445 to 1872 and encodes 475 amino acids. Gene Ontology annotation, molecular function: acetylcholine-gated monoatomic cation-selective channel activity; transmembrane signaling receptor activity. Lineage: Eukaryota; Metazoa; Chordata; Actinopteri; Syngnathiformes; Syngnathidae.
AAGAGACGAAAAUGAGGUCAAUCGUGUUCUCCAUCACAGGCAGCAAAAACAAAAGUUAAAGUGGGGGCGUUUUUCUUUUGUCCCUGGCGUGUCAAGCCAUUUAACGCUAAUCCCUUAAUCUCUUUUCAGAGUUUACUAUCUCGGAUUAAUUUAAAACGGGACGACCCCUUGAUGAAGGUCACCUCGCUUCGGGAACCGCCGAGGUCGCGUGUUCAAGUCCCGCGGUAGACCGUGCCGCAUUGACUUAUGAACGGCGUGUAGUAUUCCUGUCCCCACACACAUACACAAAAAAAAGAAUCAUUCAUUGUAGCCAUUGUCAAAUUCACCUUCUGCUCUUUGGCGGGGAGGAGGAAGAACGCACGUGAGCUCAUACAUCAGCAACUCCAUCCUCUCACUUGCACAGCAGCUCCAACUUUCAGCGCGGCGAGGAAAGAGACCAUAAAGAUGAAGAUGAAGACGUGCGCACGGUACCUUGUCCUCCUCCUCCUGUUUAUUCCCGAGUGUCAGUCGGCACACGGCCGUUACGCCCAGAAGCUCCUGAGCGACUUGACGGCUAACUACAGCAACGCUCUGCGGCCGGUGGCGGACACGGAUCACGUCAUCAACGUGACGCUGCAGGUCACGCUGUCGCAGAUCAUCGACAUGGAUGAAAGGAACCAGAUCCUGACCACCUACCUGUGGGUGCGGCAGGUGUGGAUGGACGCCUUCCUGACCUGGAAGAAAGAGGACUACGACGGACUGGACACUAUCCGCAUCCCCAGUAGCUACGUGUGGCGACCGGAUAUCGUCCUGUACAACAGCGCCGACGACGAGUUCUCCAGCUCCAUGGAGACCAACGUGGUCUUGAGGCACGACGGCCAGGUGAUGUGGGACCAGCCGGCCAUCACCAAGAGUUCCUGCUCGGUGGACGUGGCCUUCUUCCCUUUCGACGUGCAGCAGUGUCACCUCACCUUCGGCUCCUGGACUCACAACGGCAACCAGAUGGACUUGUUCAACGCUUUGGACAGCGCCGACCUGGCCGACUUCAUUCCCAACGUGGAGUGGGAGAUCCUGGGCGUGCCGGCCAAGAAGAACGUGAUCCUUUACGGCUGCUGCUCCGAUCCGUACCCGGACAUCACUUUCACCCUCCACCUGAAGAGGCGGUCCUCCUUCUACAUCUUCAACCUGCUGCUUCCUUGCAUGAUGAUCUCCUUCCUGGCCCCGCUUGGCUUCUACCUGCCGGCCGACUCCGGAGAGAAGGUCUCGCUCGGCGUCACCGUCCUGCUGGCGCUGACCGUCUUCCAGCUCCUGGUGGCCGAAAGCAUGCCGCCCUCCGAGAGCGUUCCGCUCAUCGGAAAGUACUACAUCGCCACCAUGACCAUGGUGACGGCGUCGACGGCGCUCACCAUUUUUGUCAUGAACAUCCACCACUGCGGUCCGGAGGGACGCCCCGUGCCGGCUUGGGCGGAGCGCUUCAUCCUCAAGUAUUUGGCUCGCCUGUGUUUCGUGCGCGAGGCGGCGGACGAGCGUCUCGGCGGGCCGUCCUCCGGCAAACCGCCUCCGGCCGACGGGCACGAGCGCAACGGGGAGGUGUGUUGUCGCGACGAGGGCGCGCGGAAGGACCACGCCCUCGUCGGCCUGGACCGCGCGGAGGAGGCCGCGGACGGCGAGCCGUCGGGAAGUAGCGGCGAGGAGAAGUGCGCGUGUCGUCGUCAUCCGGGUCUGCGCGGGAACGUGGAGUACAUCGCCAACGCCUACAAGGACCAGCGUGCCGCGCAGCUGCGCGUGGGAGAGUGGAGAAAGCUGGCCAAGGUCAUGGAUCGCUUCUUCAUGUGGCUUUUCUUCAUCAUGGUCUUCAUUAUGAGCGUCCUCAUCCUGGGGAAAGCCAUCUGACACAAUUGGGACUCAGCCCCGAGCUGUCGAUUGUCUGAUUUGUUUUUCCUUUUUUUUUUUGUUUGCCAGCAAACAUUUGAGUUACCUAUCAGUAAAGUGAAUAUCACAGAUGCAAUGUAGGCCGUUCAUAGAACGGGACAAACAGACCGCGGCACCCGACGUCCCUCGCUAGGCACAAAUUCAACUCACGGAUACGGCAACAUGUGUUUUUAUACCAGAGUGUGCUCAUUCUAUCACAAGAGAGGAUUUCGUGACAAUUCCAGGUACCGCUCGCUCGUUGCCGUCAACCCCAUCCACGCUAACUUUGACAUAGAGCGGCGCAUCUCGUGCUCGAGAUCAGACCGAGACUCAUUCAGAACCGGAAAUCGAGUCGUAGCGAGACCCAAAUCGUACCAAGUCCCGGACUUUUGGAUGCGGAGCCAAAAUGCGGUCUUCAACCGAUACCGGCCUCUAGUGUAAACCGAGCACCAACAUAUUUGUUAGAGUUGAAGCUAGGUUUAUGUACACCUAGCUUGGCUCAAAAGAACAGGCAGGAAGUCGAUGUAGCUUUUGUGGAGGUUGGUUGCUGCUCUCCCCGAGCUGCUGUGAAGCAGCCUUAUUUAUUCAGGGGAAAACAAUAGGAUGGGAGGGGUCAGGAAGGUAACAUGGGACACUGAGUACACUACAUGGGGCCUUGCCACAUGGCCCAGAACAAAGGAAAGGCUAACUAGACAGAGGUUAUCCUAUCUGUUAGCUAACUAUAAGGAAAGCAUAAAUGUUAACUGUUUGCACAACAGUUCCAACAUUUCCCCCCUGUUUAACAUUUAAUGCGUAAGACAUCAUGUAUAGUAACUUCUUCCGAAUUUAAUACUACACAGUCAUAAGUAAGCAUUUAGCACAAAACAUAAGGUAAGACUCCUGGAACACUUUGGCAUGAGUUAACGUCUAAUUCUUCUAAAUCAGCGACAUCAACGCAUAUACCCUUCGAUUUGGUUGCAAGUUGAGAGGACUGUAUAAUUAAUGUAUAUAUGUUUAAUCUUGCUGUACUUUAUUUUGAAAUGGAAGGAAUCGAGGAGGCAAACGAAAUCGACCAGAAACCAAGGAAAAUACCGUCUUUCUUUUCUUGAGUGGACCCAUCUUUGUUUGGCAGCUGUCGGUCAGUUCUUGUACACAGUUCGUCAUGGUCCAUCCAAGAACCACAUAGACGAUGUUUCUCCGUCUCACUGGCCACCAAUCAGCUCCACUAGCCACAGUUGAAUCCUGCCAGCUCCACCACGGCAGUACAGGUUGGAUGAUGGCUGCCGUAGCAACUGUUGCCGUGAUGCCGGCCCGCGUCCUUCUCCGAGGCAGGGCUCUCUCAGGUCGCGCUGGUGGAUGUCAUUGUCUGUAGGGAUGAGCAGUAUUUUGCGGUACCAGUGUUCGUACUGACCAAAAGUUUGAAGCAGGUGGUCCGUGGAAGAAUGUCGGUAAACGCUUCCUUCUGCUUUCAUUGACGAACUCCUGUCUGGAUUUCACUGCCUCGAUUCCUGUCCAUUUCAAACUUCCCUAGCAGAGGCUAGCUUCACAUUCAGGAACUGUUUCUGCAUACAUCGAAACUUUUGCAUUACAAUCACAUUUGCAUGUUUUGUCUUUAUUCAUAAUUGCAAAAUUAUAAAGAAACCCCAUUUGCAAAAGAUAAAGUAAGAUGCAUUUGGAAUUUAACCCUUAAAAUUAUAAAUAUAAAUAAAAUAAUAGAUUAUAUAUAAUAUAUAUACAUAUAUAUGAAUAAAAAAAAACUGGCAAUGUCGUAGACACAUGUAACUUAGUUUGCAUAUCCUCUUCAACAGUUCUGAUUUUGCCCAUUUCGCCAAUUAGGGUGUCGCAUUCACCGUUUUCUACUUUGAGGGAACACAAACCAUUUGAUGAACUAGAAUGAACAAAAACAUCACCAUCUAGUAAUUGUUGUCUCCGUUUGAUCAACAAUUGUCCAUCUGGUGUGGGUACUAAGGCCAAUUGUAAUUUUGUCAAUGCAUCGCGUCCUAGCAAACUAACUGGACAUUCAGGAUACAGCAAGACACUGAGAGAGCAUGAAAGGCCUUUUGGGUCUUUCAUAUGUACACGGUUUGAGACAGGGAUGGGGGAAGAGAGACCAUUUGCUGCUCUGACCAUCACUGUCCCCCCACUCGGUUUCACACCUGGAAUAGGGUCACAGCAUGUGGUCCUGCAAGAACCUGAAUCACAGCGAAACGUCAUCGGGGUGCCAUUUACACAUAAUGUAAUUUCUGGCUUAUUGGGCAUGUCAUUGAAAAACAAAUCUUGGCAAUAUUUGUCGACUGGGCUAUUUUCUUCCAAUUCAAAGUCAUCUUCGUCAGAAAAUAGUUGCGGUGAAACUAGUUGCGGUUUCGUCGAAUCGGCUAGAUUAGUCCCUAUUCAUUUGCAUUCAUCUUUGCCAGAAGCUAGUUGCGAUGAAUCUACUUUCAGUUCCAUCGAAUCUAGUUCUGCAUUAUUCUUCUGGCGCUUUUUGCAAUUCCUAGCCCAGUGCCCCUUUUGCCCACAAAACCAACAUUCAUCGUUAAAUCCCCUUCUAUGACCUUUGACAAAAUUUCUCCUAUUUUUAUCUUUUCCUGGAAACCUCUUUCCUCUUGAGCUAAGCCCUCUUUUGUGCGCUUCUUGGAAAAACAUUUCAACACUACCUUCUUUCGCAAAUAGAAAAAAAAAACCUACAUUUUCUUUUUUACAAUUUCCAUCAGCAUGUAAUGCAUGUGUUAUAUACUCUUGUAGAGUACUAGUUGGAUAGCCAAUCUGGUGUUUCGUGAUCCAAUCAUGAAUUCUCUUAGUGCUGUUUGCAUGUAGAGCAUUCUUUAAUUGUUGUCUAUAUGGACCAGCAUCGUCAUUAUCCUCCAUUAAACCACUGUGCUGUUUAAAAACUUCGGUCAUAGGAAUAACAAAAUCCUCAAAAGAUUCAUCAUUUCUUUGUUUUGUUUGACCAAUUAUACUAUAAUCGGCUCUCCGACUGAAUGUGGUUCUCAAAGGCUGAUUUCAUUCAGUAAUUCUCUUUGCAAGCUCUCUGUCAUGGUGCGCUAAAAUAUUCUCACCUUGCGUGGGAAUAUAAUCACCUCGAAUAUGUCCCCAUAUGUCCUUGCCUAAAAGUGUCAUAUACACUUGUUGAACUUCUAUACCGUUCAAAUGGUAAGAUUCAAUUAAGUGUUGCAGGUCCUCAAUACAAUGAUUAACGUUGAUUUGAGGUUUUGUGACACCGUCUACCGCAAUCUUCAAUUGUCCGUGUACGAUGAUGAACUAACAUUGUGGGGUUUCGCCCAUCAAUGCAAUUUGGAUUUGCAACUUCAAUCAUUGGAAAUGCGUCGCUUACAAUUGGAUUUCCUCCCAUUUCCGGAUUCCACUGUAAACUAUGUUGCAUUUGGCUACGCGUCAUAGUGUUACAUUGAAUUGGAAGCUCUGGAUAUACUUUGGAUAUUGGAGGACAGACAGUGGUAGAGACGUCAGCACAGAGGGCUGCCUCUUGUGCACUAGGUGAGACCUCCCCAUUUACAAAUUCCCCCUCCCGCUCUCUUCAAAGUCCAGUUUACCAUUAAAGUUCAACUUUUUUCCCCAUUUCUUUAUGUACUUUUCUGAACCUGGGUAAUGCGCCUUCAUAUACAUGCAAUCAUUAUGUUCAAACUUUGCUGUUUUAUUCCCCAUGUUAUCGAUUUGGUGUAACGCUAUCACACUAGCUCCAAUUACAAGUUGGUGUCGAACACUAUGUUUUACACACGUUUUAACUCAGAAAUGAGCAUACUAGCAAACGUUUUAGCUAACAAAAUACACAAAGGAAUACAGGCUACGUUAGCAACUAAACCUUACAAGAACACGUGUUAGCAGCAACCAUGUGCUCAGCACCACACACACGGUGAAACAGUUGAAACCGACCAAACGUUUUCAUUCAUACCCCUUAUUAGACUAAAUGACGUUCCGGUAUUUAUUCAAGUUCUGAGAGAAUCUUGAAAAGGCUUUUAUACUCUUGUAUAAAACCUAGUACUUUUUUGAGUAACUUCUCAAGGAUAGAAUACCAAACCCAACUUAACCCCCUAUAAGACAAAAGUCCUUCAGGUAUUCUUCCAAGUCCUAAUGAGACCCUUGGAAAGGCUUUUAUACACGCGUAUAAAACCUAGUAAUUUAUGAGUAACUUCUCAAGGAAUACCAAUCCUAGUUUCUGAGAGUUACCGCGCUCAACGAUGACACGAACCGUCCUAAUUUUUACGAGUUACCGCUCGAAGUAAACCGUUGCAAAACCUAUUUUAGUACACUUUUACGAGUUACCGCUCGAAGGAAUUUAACCUAUUUUACACACACGUUCAUACAACAAAAAGUAAACCUACCUCCCGCUUGUUCUUCUGCUGAAUUUCGGCAACGCGUCAAUCUUUGGACGCCAACAAACCAGAAAAAUCACCUCACCUCAGUAAAAAGUUGAAACUCGGUAGUGAACGUUCUUGUUGGCCGGCGUCGUCCAGAUAUGUUGCGUCCCGGCUCGAAAGGACCAAGAAAAUGUUAGAGUUGAAGCUAGGUUUAUGUACACCUAGCUUGGCUAAAAAGAACAGGCAGGAAGUCGAUGUAGCUUUUGUGGAGAUUGGUUGCUGCUCUCCCCGAGCUGCUGUGAAGCAGCCUUAUUUAUUCAGGGGAAAACAAUAGGAUGGGAGGGGUCAGGAAGGCAACAUGGGACAUUGAGUACACUACAUGGGGGCCAAAGGAAAGGCUAACUAGACAGAAGUUAUCCUAUCUGUUAGCUAACUAUAAGGAAAGCAUAAAUGUUAACUGUAUGCACAACAGUUCCAACAAUAUUCCACUUUGCCGUGGCCCGACACCGCUACCGAGUUACUCAAAAUUUGUCCUUGCCGGACGGCCGCCGACUACAUCCUGAACAUACCGAGUCAUCAAGUCGCUCCACGGUAUUUUGGGACAUCGGCGUCAUUCCGCGCCACCGUUGACACCGUUUCACACCCUGCCGAUUCUCCGGUGGAUAUCGGUCUUUUUUUUUUGGACGCCGGGUUGAAUGUCAAGAGCGAAGCCUGCGUGUUUUUCUGCCUGUGUGUGUUUUGAGAAAAAAUGAGCACGGCCGAAUGUAUCGAGCGGCCGCCUGACACAUUAAACAAUCUCUCACUAUUUCCCGAAUCUUCUUUUAACUGUCACACUGCCAACGCCACCGUAAAUGCCAAUGCAAUGGACAGGAAAAUGUCAAGUGAGCACUGUCGACAGAUGAUGGCAAUUCUGUGCAUUUGGAUGUCACACGGGUUGCCUUAAUGGGCGCAACCGUGGCCGCCUGCUGGUUCCUGUCCAGGGGAACAUUCCACCAGACCAGCUUCUGCUUGUUGUUAGAUUUAACUUUGUAACAUUUGACAUGUGCUCACUCGCCUUCCUGUCUCUGUGUCUCUCUCUCUCGCU